UUUGGUUCUUUGAGGGACUUUAUUGAGUGAGAUGCAUCGUAUGUAGGGGUCAAAAUUACGUUUGAUGAAUUACAGUUUCUCAUAUGAAUUGGUUGAUAGAAGGUGUGGAUUGCUGUGACUGUAGAAAUAAGGUCCAGUGUAGCUCUCUUGGCAAGAUGAGCAUGGCAUUUUAAAGUUGCAACGAUAGGGUUUUGAGUUCGACUUCUACAGCCGGGGGGCAGUAUGAAAACCUAUGCUUGCAAGUCGCUCUAGAUAAGAGCGUCUGCUAAGUUACAUAAAUGUAAAUACUACGAAUAUAGGUGUAUUCAUUCCGCCAAACAACAGUUGCGAUACGUUUUGCUAAGAAAUCGAGGAGGGACCAAUUUGGUCCAAUAGAAAAUCUGUCCCGUAACUAAAACGUUUAAUGGGCGGAAUGAAUACACCCCUGAUCUCUACUUCACAAGAUGGUCCAGAGCCGAGGCCACUCUGGGAGGAGUGACAGUGGCACGGUGCUAUUAAUUUCUUCGUAAGCAUUCUGAGGAUGAUGUGAUGGAAGAACACCGACUAACGCUACAACAGAGCAUGUACGAGUUGAACCCAAGUUAAUUUUCAAGUAUUAUUAAAUGUAUAGUUUAUUUUUUAGAAAUAAUUGGUUUACGGGAGCCUACUUUUAUUUUAUUUUGACCAGCUAAUCCAAAUACUAAUGGCUACCGAGUGCACACAAGAAGCAGUCUUGCAAUUUCUAUUGGAACAAGGAGGGAGAGUGAAAAACCAGGCUUUAACUGACCAUUUUAAAGCAAUUUUUCCCGAAGACCCUGAACAGAAAGCAACUGUACGGGAGCAAUUCAAGGGAUACGUGGACAACGUUGCGUUUGUAAAGUUAGAAAAUGGAGUAAAAAACGUUUGUUUAAAGAAAAAGUAUCGGCGUUCGAUAAAGUGUACAGACAGCGCGUGCAAUAGCAACUGGACAGGUACCAUAUUGAAACCAGAUAUCAGCACCCCAGUCGUAUCUGAAUCGCUUAAGUACUUGAAAGAAGACGAUAAACAAUUGGCGAAUCUGUCCGAAUUUGGAAAGGUGAUCUCUUACGAAACCAUUGCAAACAGGAAAGCACAGCAAGAAAUUUCAUCUGGCUCCGGUUAUGGUACCGUGAAUGUCUGUGGUGCGAGACCAACGGACAUUCAUGGAAUUAUUUUGGAAGGCAAAAGUGCAGAAAGAACUGCGGCAACAAGGUCUCUGGUUCCGAAUAAUAAUCAGUCAGACAAUUUUGAAAAUGUUUCAGGCAUUGAUUUCAAAGAACAGCCAAAACUGAUCAGGGACGACCUUCAGACAUCGCAACAGCCCCAAACAACUUAUACAGAUUGCGCCACAGGUGACCCGACAUAUGACUGUGAAGCUGCUCCAUCAGGUGUGAUGUCUCAGGUGAGCAAUUCCCAGUUGGUGAACAACCACAGAUCCCCAACAGAGUCUCAAAACAGCCUGGCGUCCAGUCUGCUUUCAUCAGAGGACGGGGCAGACGAAAGCCAGUAUUAUGAUUUGCCUCUGGGCAUGUCUGGGAGUGACAGCCCCACAACUAAAGGUAGACAAAAUAAUUUUUUAGGGCUCUCGACUAACAGCUCCUCGCAGGUGAGAUGCAGCAGGGUGUUGAGGACCUCCGUCUACCUCUCUGCAAAGCACAGAGACAGUGCCAGAAAUGACGCUGACUCCAUCUCCCAGGUUUCCUCCAUGACAGACGAAGAUGGCGGCUCAGUCACUUUGGACCCGUUAGAACAUGAGUGGAUGAUGUGUGCGUCAGAAGGGAAAUGGGGAAGCCUUCACCGCCUCCUCUCCUGUGAACCGAACCUCAUCACGAAGAAGGAUUUUGUCACUGGGUUCACCUGCCUCCACUGGGCAGCCAAGCAGGGCAAACAGGAACUGCUGGCACUAAUGGUGAACUUUGCCAAACAGCACACGGUACCUAUCAACAUCAACGCUCGCUCCAGCGCCGGCUACACUCCACUACACCUAGCGGCCAUGCACAACCACGUCGAGGUCGUGAAGUUACUGGUAGGAGCCUACGAUGCAGACAUAGAGGCCAGAGAUUACAGUGGGAAAAAGGCAUGUCAGUAUCUUACGGACAGCGUGGCCCUGGACAUACGCGACAUCGUCGGGGCAGGUUGCGGUGACUCAGACCCGGAGAACACAGACUAUGGGGAUGGGGGCCGUUGGAGGUUGUCUAAAGUUCUCCAGUCCAGCCUGCCCCUGAAGUUGCUCAGCCAAGGUGAGGAGGACCCAGGUGAUGGUGCCGGCCAGGCCAGACAGAAGCCCGUUCGCAGGAAGUCAUCACUCAGCAGAAUGAAACCCAAUCUGCAGAAGAUCCGAUUCAGGUCCUCACAGAUAGUCCACAGCACGUCGUUCACUUCACACUGUGAGGCCGAGGAGCUUGAAGGCUCCAGGAAAAGCUCUUUUAAAUCCAGGCCUCUGUCAAGUCUGUUUGGAUAGGUAGGACUGAAGAGUAGGACCUGAAUUAACAUGUCAUGGUGCCAAUAAGAUAUACUGUGUACUACAAUGGAAGAAAGGCAAACUUCCUUGUAGGUCCAUCCUGGUGUUCAAAGCUGUACGUGUGCUAUACAUGUUUUUCCUUUAGCUAUUGUGAAUAGUCUUAACUAACAUUAUACAGUAUUACAUGAUCUGUUAUUGCCCGAUUGCCAUCCCUGGUUAGGGUAAACAUCUCUGUCCUAAUCCUCUUAUCAUUCCCAAGGAGCCUAGAGGGUUCAGCACCAUGUCUGCUUUAACCCUUAACUUGCAGGAAAAGCUGCGUGCAAGUGUUUGAACUUCAAGUUAUUUUAAUUGACGGUUGAAGCAACGUAACUGAUUUCAAAAUCAUUGGCAACAUUCUGAUAUUAUUAGUCAGACUAAGUGAUGCUAUGGGGAAAAAAAAACAAAUAAUUAAUUUCCAGGCCUUGAAAAGGUCUCUUUGCCUUUAAGUCUAAAGUCUGGAUGACUGAGGGGAGCUUUCUGUGUCACACGGUGCAUGGAGUUGAAUAACUGUCAUGAAAUCCAUAGUCCCAAAUGGAUAUUAUUUUACACACGGGGCGAUGUUCUACAUGGAAAGAUCAGUUCAAAACUAUUCACUUUUAAACGGGUACGCUUUUGUCUUUUCACUUUCAAUUACAUUCUCCUGGUGGUUUUUGUGUGUCAGCAUGUCUGAAGUUGCAGUAGGCUGGCAUUGUGUUGUGAACUACCCACUGACCUGUGGUUUUAUGUCAACAAGCUCCAGCUUGCUGACCCUGGAGAGGGUGAGAGAGGCAGACAGAGAGCAGGUACAUCUUUGGGCCUUGUUCGUACACAUGGACGGCUGUCUGCUGCCUGUGUGGAGCUCUCCAUCCCUCCACUACACAGUGCGAUCAUGCAAUCCCCCGUCACUAGAACAUCGAAGUGCCCUGUUGGCAUCACUCUGCGCUUUUGUCUUUUGGUUCACUGUUGGUUUUUAAUGUGAUUCCAGCCGUUUGCUUUGGUAAAAGGGAGAUGCAUAGUUAUGUUUGGGACAGACACAGUAGUUUAACUUAACAUCUCAGUCUGACUGGAUUGUUUUCGUUGCAAUGUUCCACUGAAUUAUAACACUUAAUUUUACUCUGCACUUUGUGUUCAUGUUUUGGUGUCAUAAAAUACUUUUACUAAUGAA
Molecule: messenger RNA, 3641 nt
Organism: Esox lucius (northern pike)
Lineage: Eukaryota; Metazoa; Chordata; Actinopteri; Esociformes; Esocidae
Product: ankyrin repeat domain-containing protein SOWAHC
Exons: 1
Coding region: 683-2458 (591 amino acids)
Molecular function (GO): protein binding
Source: RefSeq, a predicted model, not a curated record